Molecule: messenger RNA, 533 nt
Organism: Polyodon spathula (Mississippi paddlefish)
Lineage: Eukaryota; Metazoa; Chordata; Actinopteri; Acipenseriformes; Polyodontidae
Gene: dpm3
Product: dolichyl-phosphate mannosyltransferase subunit 3, regulatory
Exons: 2
Coding region: 158-436 (92 amino acids)
Biological process (GO): GPI anchor biosynthetic process
Cellular component (GO): endoplasmic reticulum membrane; dolichol-phosphate-mannose synthase complex
Source: RefSeq, a predicted model, not a curated record
GAAUAAGAACAUAUCUCCGUUUAAUAGUAGUGUUGUGUACUGAGCGGGGAUGUGGAUACGGUAUAUUUCAGAUGUUGGAUUUUAGUAAACAAGGUGCUUUGUGCCUAAUUCGUGACUUUGUCAACACCAUCCCACAAUCCCCCUUGUUGUUGUUGCCAUGACGAAGCUGGCGGAGUGGCUGUCAGGGCUGACCCUGCUGGGGGUCCUUUGGGCGGCGGUGACCUUCGACCUCCUGGGGCUGGACCUCCCCGAGGCGGUGCUGCAGGUGUCCUGGCCUCUGCCUGUCUUCCUGCUCGUGGCGCUCGGCUGUUACUCGCUGGCGACCGUGGGGUACCGCGUCGCCACGUUCAACGACUGCCAGCCGGCCGCCGCGGAGCUACAGAGGCAGAUCCAGGAGGCGAGGACAGACCUGCAGGGCAAAGGACUGCGGUUCUGAUCCGAAUGGACUGUGCUUCGGACCGAGUUACGAAAAAGGGGGGGGGGGACCAUUGGAGAAGUUUGCACCGUGUAAAAUAAACAGAAAUUUGAUAACG